Molecule: messenger RNA, 618 nt
Organism: Coffea arabica (coffee)
Lineage: Eukaryota; Viridiplantae; Streptophyta; Magnoliopsida; Gentianales; Rubiaceae
Source: RefSeq, a predicted model, not a curated record
AAACCACAGCUCCCUCGCUCAAGAUUUACACAGAGUUUUAACCUAUAGCAAAAGUAGAAAAGUGUUAAGAGUUUAUGAAAAUGGGAGCAAAGGGUAUUAUCACCGUUGCUACUCUAGUCCUAAUGGCUAUGCUGAUAACAGUGAACUCAGACGAACAAAUGGCACCCAUUCCUGAUCCUUUUCAUCAGAAGAGCCACAUUUAUCUAUGCUACAAGAAAUGCUCCGACGAUUGCUUUCUAAAGAAGGACAUUAAUCACAAAUGUUUCCUGAACUGCCAUCACCAAUGUCUUGGUUUCCUGACUGCUCAUCCCAUGCAGUAUUGUAGCAUGGGGUGUUCAAUGGCCCGUUGCAGCCAAUUCAGAAACGAUGCAGCCAAGAAGGAAGAAUGUGAAAAGAGCUGCUCAAAGUACUGCAACGGCAAGGUCUAAUGCUUUGUAAAUCCAGAGUUGAUGUAACAAUAAUCUUAUAUGUAUUUGUCAUCAACAGCACUGAAAAAUAAUUGGUAGACAACAGUCGAAAUAAAAUCAUUUGGCUGGAUGUAUUUGGCUUUUGCUCUCUAUAAACAAAUUUCUUGUGGGGUAUUCAGAAGUUUAAUGAAAAAAAUCACUUGGUUAAUUG